Molecule: messenger RNA, 1474 nt
Organism: Medicago truncatula (barrel medic)
Lineage: Eukaryota; Viridiplantae; Streptophyta; Magnoliopsida; Fabales; Fabaceae
Exons: 5
Coding region: 71-1201 (376 amino acids)
Source: RefSeq, a predicted model, not a curated record
UUUUUUUUCGAAGAAAAUCUUUUAACUGUAGUUUCAUUUUUUUCUGUUAUUCUUCUCCUCUCUCACAACAAUGGCCACCGGAGUUAACAGAAAAAUUUCUGCAGCAUCAGCUCGUUCUCACACCAGAAGGGCCAAAAAAUCUACUUCUUUUCAGCUUCCUUCAGGAAUUCUUAGAACAACAUUAGCAGUGUUGUUUAUUGGGGUUCUAGCAUGGGCUUAUCAAGUUACGCAAGCUCCUCCUCCCAAAGUAUGCGGCUCUCCUGAUGGACCACCUAUAACAGCACCAAGAAUCAAACUAAGAGAUGGAAGGCAUUUGGCAUACAAAGAGCAUGGUGUUUCUAAAGAUGUUGCAAAGUAUAAAAUCAUCUUUGUCCAUGGUAUCAGCACUUGCAGGCAUGACGCUGUGGUUGCCAACACCCUAUCACCCGAUGUUGUUAAGGAAUUAGGGGUCUACAUUGUAUCCUUUGAUAGACCUGGUUAUGGAGAAAGUGAUCCCGAUCCAAAUCGUACGUUAAAGAGCAUUGCCUUAGAUAUAGAAGAGCUUGCGGAUCAAUUGGGAUUGGGGUCCAAAUUCUAUGUCAUUGGUUUUUCCAUGGGUGGACAAAUUGUUUGGAACUGCCUUAAGCACAUACCUCACAGGCUGGCAGGUGCAGCGCUCUUAGCUCCAGUCGUCAACUACUGGUGGCCUGAUCUUCCUGCAAACUUAACGGCCGAAGCCUAUUCCCAAAUGAAAUUGCAUGACCAAUGGGCGCUUCGUGUUGCUCACUACACGCCAUGGUUAACCUACUGGUGGAACACUCAAAGAUGGUUCCCAAAUUUUAGUGUGAUUACUGGUGGUCCAGACAUCCUUUCGAAACAAGACAAAGAGCUUGUAACUAAGUUGAUGAAAAAUAGAGAGAAUUAUGUGAAGCAGAUAAGACAACAAGGUGAAUAUGAAAGCCUCCACCGUGAUUUAAAUAUUGGAUUUGGAAGAUGGGAAUAUACACCUUUGGAUCUUCAAAAUCCAUUUCCAAACAAUGAAGGUUCUGUUCAUCUUUGGCAUGGAGAUGAAGAUAUUAUGGUUCCUGUCACACUACAACGAUACAUCGCGCAAAACCUUCCGUGGAUUCACUACCAUGAACUUCCAGGUUCUGGCCACCUCUUCCCUAAUGCUGAUGGUGUGAGUGAGACUAUCAUCAAGUCACUUUUAGGUGUGAAGUAGGCUUUUGUAUCGGUCACCGGCUAUCUGGUGUUAGCGUCGGCAUUUAUCAUCUUUGUUUGAGAGCAAUGUGGGCUGUAGGAUGAUUAAAUAUACACAAUGUUCUUUUGUUUUAAAAUUUAACAGAAGCUGGGAUGUUGUUUUUGAGAUGUAUUUGGUGAUAGUCAUCAUCAGCAAUUAGAUAUUAUCCACCUAGAUGAACAUGCACUUUGUGAAACAGAUGAAAGCUGAUAACUUUUACGAAAUGAAUGCAUUUGAUGGAGUAUUGUUAGUCUA